This is a messenger RNA of Eurypyga helias (sunbittern), 1047 nucleotides long. RefSeq names its product dynein, cytoplasmic 2, light intermediate chain 1 (gene DYNC2LI1). Gene Ontology annotation, molecular function: dynein heavy chain binding. The transcript has 12 exons. The record is from RefSeq and is a predicted model, not a curated record. The coding region runs from base 97 to 1047 and encodes 316 amino acids. Lineage: Eukaryota; Metazoa; Chordata; Aves; Eurypygiformes; Eurypygidae. Gene Ontology annotation, cellular component: ciliary basal body; axoneme; cytoplasmic dynein complex. Gene Ontology annotation, biological process: intraciliary retrograde transport; intraciliary transport involved in cilium assembly.
ACUUUAUGGGAUCUUGCUAUAGCUGAAGUGGAGAAGAGAGAAAACCCUGACGGUGAUGGCAAGCACGUGGAAGUUUGGGAAAAAUCAGUAUUGUUUAUGGGAAGCAAAAGCGGGGGAAAGACCACCAUUAUACUAAGGUGUCUUGAGAGGGAAGAGAUUCCAAAGCCAACAUUAGCCUUGGAAUAUACUUUUGGAAGAAGGGCAAGGAGACACAAUGCACCUAAAGAUAUAGCUCAUUUUUGGGAAGUAGGUGGUGGAACCUCAUUGCUGGAACUGAUUCGAAUACCAAUCACUAGCAACAACAUAAGGUCAUUUGCUGUGGUUCUUGUUUUGGAUUUGUCCAAACCUAACGAACUCUGGACUACGAUGGAGAAACUUCUGCAGGCCACCAGGAACCAUGUGAACAAAAUUUUAAUGAAACUAGAAAAGACAAAUCCUGAAGUAGCUACUGAAAUUAAACAGAGGAUGUGGAAAAAUCUGCAGAGGGAUCAUCCAGAUUAUGAGUUAAUUGACCCUUUUCCAAUACCCUUGGUGAUAAUUGGAAGCAAAUAUGAUGUUUUUCAAGAGUUUGAGUCUGAAAUGCGGAAAAUAAUAAGCAAGACACUUCGCUUUGUUUCACAUUAUUAUGGAGCAUCAUUAGUGUUUACCAGUAAAUCUGAGGCUCACCUGCUGAAAGCCCGUGCUCUUAUUAAUCACUUGGCAUUUGGCUAUGAUAAAAGCAAGUCUGUGUCCGUGGAUCACAGCAAACCUCUGUUUAUACCGGCCGGCCUGGAUUCACUCAGCCAAAUAGGACCCCCACCCGCCUCUGACAGCGACAUCGGAAAGCUGCGUGCAAACACACCUUUGGAACUGUGGAAACAAGUAUUUGGGAAAACCUUUCCUCCCGAGAGUUUCUGUGAUUUACAAGAUACCAAGGACCCUGGGCAGGAUUUACAGUAUGCCGAGUAUGAAGUCGAUGCCAUGAGAACCCAGAAGAACCAGGAACUUGAACAAUACAAAAGAAAUGCCUCGAAAUCCUGGAAAGAAAUGGAUUUUGACCCUGACUGA